This is a messenger RNA of Homalodisca vitripennis (glassy-winged sharpshooter), 881 nucleotides long. Its product is annotated as RNA-binding protein 33-like. The record is from RefSeq and is a predicted model, not a curated record. The transcript has a single exon. Gene Ontology annotation, molecular function: RNA binding. The annotation marks the transcript as partial. Lineage: Eukaryota; Metazoa; Arthropoda; Insecta; Hemiptera; Cicadellidae.
UUUAUGUUUUUGUCUGCCUAGGGUUGUGAAGAUCAGUACAAUCCUGUAAUGAAUACUCCUCAUCCGAACAACCCGAACAGGAUAGUGCAGUUCUCAGAGAGUUCACAGUUGAUUACUGUUGAAAACCAACAUUUUCAAAGACCAUCGUAUGACCAGAACUGUGGUCCAGUAAAUAGUCAGUUUCCACCUCAUCAAAAUGUGCCACCACAUUAUAAUAAUAACAAUACGUUUCCUAACCAAUUCAAUCACUCACAACCUAGACCUAACUUCCCUCCUCAGCCAUUUCCUGUGCCCAACCCUCCUCAAAACUAUCAUGGCUAUCCACCUCAAGAGUAUCAUCCUCCCCACUCAAAUCCUCCACAAUUUCAAAAUUUUGAAAAUAAUUUGAGUUCACCUCCUCAAACAAUGAAUGAUCAACAGAACCAAUGGCCUGGACCACACUCACACCCUCAACCUCAGCCCCCGUGGUUCUCUGAUUCUCAACCUCAGUUUCAACCUCGUCCACCCUUCCAGCAGCAGAACUUUAGACCACCGAUACAAAACCAAAUAAAGAGAGGCAUGGGCAUGAAAAGAUUAGUUCCCAGACAGCCGUUGAACAAUUCAGUCAGUCCAGUAAAACAGAUGAGGUUUGAACAUACGAAGGUGAGAACGGCUCCAUCAAAUAUACGAAGUAAUUUACAAGAAAUAAAGACUGUUGAUAAUUUACCAGACACAACAACUACACAAGAACCUGAACCAGAAAUUGAGGAGGAUGAAGAAACCAAACAAUAUAGAUUAAAAAUAGCGGAACAGAAAGCUCUCAGAGAGAAAAUACUUAAAGAGAAAGAAGCAAGAAGACUAGCUGCUAUUAUUGAAAAACAAAAUAAACAAGAAAAUAACUU